ACUAGAAGUCAAGAAGAAUAACAGGAAAAACAGAGGAGGAAAAAAAGCUAUGAUCCAUCUCCUUCUCCUCGGGUUGCCGAUGCCGCCGCUCCCUGCGCGCACCGGGCCGAGGCGCCCCGCGGCGGGCGGGGCAGAGGGUCCCGCGGCCGCCCGGGGCGCGGAGGAGCUUCUCCCGUCCGUGCCGGCGUCGUGCGGCUCCGGGCCGGACCGCGCGGGGCUGCGCCGCGCUCCGCGCCCCCCGGCGCCCAUUGUUCGGCAGCGCCAAUCCGCGGGCCGUCCCCGCGGCCGCCAAUCGCCUCCGGGGGCCGCGCGGUGAGGUCAGCGCCUCUGCGCGGUGACAUCACGGCGCGGCCCGGCGGGGCGGGCCCGGGGGGGCGGGCGCGGCCCCCGCCCCGCUCCGCGCGGGUAGUGCUGGAGCGGUGGCUCCGCAUCCCGCAUCGCUGCCGGUGCGCAGGGGGCCGCCCGCAUGGUGGACAUCCUCCUCCCGCGGCCGCUCCCGGGCGCCAUGGGGGAGCCCUCCAAGAGGCGGCCAGGGCUGGCCCUGUGCGCAGGCUGCGGGGGCCGUAUCCAGGACCCCUUCCUGCUGCGGGUGUCGCCGGACCUGGAGUGGCACGUCGCCUGCCUCAAGUGCGCCGAGUGCGGGCAGCCCCUGGAUGAGACCUGCACAUGCUUCCUGCGCGACGGCAAGGCCUACUGCAAACGAGAUUACAGCAGGCUCUUCGGCAUCAAGUGCGCCCAGUGCCGGGCGGCGUUCAGCAGCAGCGACUUGGUGAUGCGCGCCCGCGACCACGUCUACCACCUGGAGUGCUUCCGCUGCGCCGCCUGCGGCCGCCAGCUCCUGCCCGGCGAUCAGUUCUGCUUGCGGGAGCGCGACCUGCUCUGCCGCGCCGACCACGGGCCGCCCCCCGACGGCGCCGCCGCCCGCGGCCCGCGCAGCCCCGCGCUGCCGCCGGCCGCCGCCGCGCACCUCGCAGAGCCGGUGCCCGGGAGGCCGCCCGCCCCGCGGCCGCCGGCGCACAAGGCGGCGGAGAAGACCACCCGCGUGCGGACGGUGCUGAACGAGAAGCAGCUGCACACGCUGCGGACCUGCUACGCCGCCAACCCGCGCCCCGACGCCCUGAUGAAGGAGCAGCUCGUGGAAAUGACGGGGCUCAGUCCCCGCGUCAUCCGCGUCUGGUUCCAGAACAAGCGCUGCAAGGACAAGAAAAAGUCCAUUCUCAUGAAGCAGCUCCAGCAGCAGCAGCACAGCGACAAGACGAGCCUUCAGGGCCUCACCGGGACGCCGCUGGUGGCCGGGAGCCCCAUCCGCCACGAGAGCGCCGUGCAGGGCAGCGCCGUGGAGGUCCAGACGUACCAGCCGCCCUGGAAGGCGCUCAGCGAGUUCGCCCUGCAGAGCGACCUGGAGCAGCCCGCCGCCUUCCAGCAGCUGGUCACCUUCUCCGAGUCCGGCUCCUUGGGCACCUCCUCCGGCAGCGACGUGACCUCGCUGUCCUCCCAGCUCCCCGACACCCCCAACAGCAUGGUACCCAGCCCGGCCGAGACGUGAAGCGGCCCGUCCGCCCCGCCGCGGGACCUCCGCAUGCCUGCGCUCCCUGCAUGAGACACCCGGCCCCGGGCCGCUCCCAGAGCGCCGGACAAACGCCUUUGUUUUUUAAUUAUUCUUAUUUAAAAACAAACAAAAAUUGU
This is a messenger RNA of Taeniopygia guttata (zebra finch), 1686 nucleotides long. RefSeq names its product ISL LIM homeobox 2 (gene ISL2). The record is from RefSeq and is a predicted model, not a curated record. Gene Ontology annotation, molecular function: DNA-binding transcription factor activity, RNA polymerase II-specific; cis-regulatory region sequence-specific DNA binding. Gene Ontology annotation, cellular component: nucleus. Lineage: Eukaryota; Metazoa; Chordata; Aves; Passeriformes; Estrildidae. Gene Ontology annotation, biological process: axonogenesis; positive regulation of transcription by RNA polymerase II; neuron fate specification.